Sphaeramia orbicularis (orbiculate cardinalfish) is the source of this 1992-nucleotide messenger RNA. RefSeq names its product G protein-coupled receptor 68 (gene gpr68). Gene Ontology annotation, molecular function: G protein-coupled receptor activity. The coding region runs from base 320 to 1585 and encodes 421 amino acids. Gene Ontology annotation, biological process: cellular response to pH; G protein-coupled receptor signaling pathway. The transcript has 7 exons. Gene Ontology annotation, cellular component: membrane. Lineage: Eukaryota; Metazoa; Chordata; Actinopteri; Kurtiformes; Apogonidae. The record is from RefSeq and is a predicted model, not a curated record.
AGAGAGAGAGAGUGUGUCCACGCGUGUGCGAGGCUCAAGGAGACACACUCAGAUCUGUUCCAGUUUGAUGCAGACCUCCAAACCGGGCAAAUCAGUGGUUGAAUGAACCUGGGUUAUCCAAUCGGAAGAAGAAGAAGAAAAUCAUCCCUAAGACUGACAGAUAAGAAGAGUCUCAGCUACCAUGAGGAUGUGUGUGUGCGUGUUUCAGUUUAAGACAUUUAUGUGAUAUGAUAGUAAUGUGUGUGUGUGUGCGUGUGUGUGAACAUGCCUGAAAACAUUCAUGUUUGAGGUGAAGUAGUGUGAGUGUGAGCGGGGUUUGAUGGUGGUCACCAUGCCUGAAGAGGAUGUGAUUAACUGCACCAUCAGCCAUGAAAUCCACCAGUACCUCUUCUCCUGUGUGUACAUUCUUGUACUGUUGGUUGGUGUCCCCUCUAACUUCUACUCUUUGUACCAUGCUGCACUGCAGCUAAAACAAAAGAAUGAGCUGGGAGUUUAUUUACUGAACCUCACUGUGUCUGAUCUGUUGUACUUGGCGUCAUUACCGCUAUGGCUGCAGUACAUCUUUCAGGAUGACGAUUGGCGUCACAGGGAGUGGCUGUGUCAGCUUUGUGGUUUCCUGCUCUAUGAAAACAUCUACAUCAGCAUUGGUUUUCUGUGCUGCAUCAGUCUAGAUCGGUACCUGGCUGUAGUCCAUCCUUUGAGGUUUACCUCUCUCCGCUCCAUGAAGGCUGCAUGGCUGGUUAGCGCCGUUAUUUGGCUGAAGGAGAUUGCAGUCGGUGUGGUUUUCUUCCGCCAUAAAGAGCUGAGCAGAGACCGAACGAACCAGUCAGUGUGCUUUGAGCAUUACCCCAUGCAGCCGUGGGAGUUUCCCAUUAACUACUACCGCUUCAUUAUUGGGUUCCUGUUCCCACUGGCCAUUCUGUCGAUAAGUUACCUGUGUGUUCUUCGAGCUGUGGGUCGAAGCGCAGGGACUCAACCAGAUCAAAAGAUGAGGAUCAGACAGUUAGUCAGCAGCACCAUACUCAUCUUCCUUGUCUGUUUCUCCCCCUACCACAUAUUCCUGUUAGUACGCACCCUACUGGAGCGGGAUUGUAACUUCAUUGCAGGAAUCUUUAACUACUACCACCUGUCUCUGCUGCUGACCACCCUCAACUGCGUGGCUGACCCUGCUCUCUACUGCUUCGUCAGUGAAAGCGCCCGCCGCGGCCUAUACAGGGCAGUGUUCCGUCCGGUUGCCAAGAUACUCUGCUGCUGCCGCCGCCGUGGCAAUGCAAGCCCUACCAACCCGGCAACCGAUUCCCAUGAGGUGGCCACCGACGAGAACAACGGCCACCCGACUGUGACGCUGCUCACGCACACCAGCACGCUCAACAACACAAAAGGAGAUACCGCUAUCAAAAACACCAUUAUAGACACACAGACUAACGAAAAAAGUAUCCUACCUUUGACUGUACUAAAUAAUAGACAUGCACAUGAACAGUCAGACAGUGGGAAGCCCAGUGUGCGUGACAUAUGUGUGACAUUUAUUGAACAUCAGAGUCAAAAGAAGGAAAGGACUGGACAGAGUGAGAACAACACCAGCUAAUCAUCCACGGACCGAACAGGAACAGUACGAGCACAAUUCUCAGGGCAGUGGGAUUAAGAUGGAAGAGCCCAGUAUAAAAUCAAUGAUGCAGGAGACCAUCCACAACUGACCAGCAUUUAAGGCAUUACUUAAAGAGCUGUAAAGAGACCACACUGCCCAACCAUGUGUGUUUACAUCAUCAGUCAUUGGCAUUAAAGUGGAAGACUUUCAUUCAGAAUAAAACUACAGACUCCACGUGAAGCCUCAGCAUGCGUACGGCAACUAUUUUAACACUGUAAUUCAGAUUUUAAAACUGUUUUCUAAAGGAGUCACUGUUAGCAACUGUAUCUGUACAGUAAGAAAAAAAAAAACAAAGCUUCAUCCUGGACUCAGAUUCUGGCCAGACUUGAAAUGGGUGCUCAUGUACA